UUUUCUAGAUCAACGAACUGAGCCACGUUCAAAUCCCUGUCAUGUUGAUGCCAGAUGAUUUCAAAGCCUAUUCAAAGAUAAAGGUGGACAAUCACCUUUUUAACAAAGAAAACAUGCCGAGCCACUUCAAGUUUAAGGAAUACUGCCCGAUGGUUUUCCGUAACCUGCGGGAGAGGUUUGGAAUUGACGAUCAGGAUUUCCAGAAUUCCUUGACCAGGAGCGCACCCCUUCCUAACGACUCCCAGGCCCGCAGCGGAGCUCGGUUCCACACCUCCUACGACAAGAGAUAUAUCAUCAAGACCAUCACAAGUGAAGAUGUGGCCGAAAUGCACAACAUCCUAAAGAAAUACCACCAGUAUAUAGUGGAAUGUCAUGGGAUCACCCUUCUUCCCCAGUUCCUGGGCAUGUACCGGCUUAAUGUUGAUGGAGUUGAAAUAUAUGUGAUUGUUACAAGAAAUGUGUUCAGCCACCGUUUAUCUGUAUAUAGGAAAUAUGACUUAAAGGGCUCUACCGUGGCUAGAGAAGCCAGUGACAAAGAAAAGGCCAAAGAACUACCAACGUUAAAGGAUAAUGACUUCAUUAACGAGGGCCAAAAGAUUUACAUCGAUGACAACAACAAAAAGAUAUUCCUGGAAAAACUGAAAAAGGACGUUGAGUUUCUUGCCCAGUUAAAGCUCAUGGACUACAGCCUCCUGGUGGGAAUCCACGAUGUGGAGAGAGCUGAACAGGAAGAGGUGGAGUGCGAAGAGAACGACGGGGAGGAGGAGGGGGAGAGUGAUGGCACCCACCCCAUCGGGACCCCUCCUGACAGUCCCGGAAAUACUCUCAACAGCUCACCGCCCUUGGCUCCCGGCGAGUUUGAUCCAAACAUCGACGUUUAUGGAAUUAAAUGCCAUGAAAACUCGCCGAGGAAAGAGGUGUACUUUAUGGCAAUUAUUGACAUCCUGACUCAUUAUGAUGCAAAAAAGAAAGCUGCCCACGCUGCAAAAACUGUUAAACACGGCGCUGGCGCGGAGAUCUCGACCGUGAACCCAGAACAGUAUUCAAAGCGCUUUUUGGACUUUAUUGGCCACAUCUUGACGUAACGUCCUGCACAGCUGUGGAUGGACGUGAGCAUGGGAAGGACAGAGGUGUGUUCGGUGCAGGCAAGAUGAAAACCAAACAGCGAAGCACACCUCCUCGUUUACAUCUUCAGGCCAAGAUGACUGAUUUGGGGGCUACUUGCUUUAACAGCUACCUGAUAUUUCCCAGCAUCAUUCUAGCUAUUUCUGACUUGUGUGCGUGUGCGUGUGUGUGCGUGUGCGUGUGUGCAUCUUGAAAAUAAACUGGUUAAUUACUGAAAACCGACCAGCUUCAGUCAGAGUGUGUUUGGGGCCACAACCCCCCCGAUUCCAGCUGUGGACGAAUGACUGAACGAACGAGUGAGUGAGCGAGCAUGUGCAGGGGGCGGGGGAGAAGGCAAUGCAUGCCAGACCAACCAGCUACGCACCACACGAUAAACCGUGGAUCAGUUUAUCCUUUUGGAAUUGAAAGGUGUGAGACAGUAUUCGUAAUAAUAAUGAAGAUAAUAAUAAUGAAGAUAAUAAUAAUGACGGUGAUUAAAAGGAAAAAAGCUUACUGCAGGUGUGACACUUCUACCACGCACGCUGACACUCCUUAAUGAUUGUACCCCGGGUGCUGGACAGAGGAGGCUGGCAUCUCCCGCACAUCCUGGUUCAGGUGUGGGGAUUCCUGGUGUCCGGGGACAAACGCCCCUCCUCCGGCAGGAAGCUGAUGCCCCUGGUGACUUGUCUCUGUACAUUUUCACCUCAGUAAAUAUGUCCAGGAAAACUGCUUACUUCUCUUUCCUUGCCUGGAGCUUUUUCACUGAUACACUGUUAUGUUGCGAUAUAGGAAUUAAUGCUACAAAUAAAAAUAAAGCUUACCUGAAAAGUGCAUAGUUUUGGGCAAUGGUAUCUACAUCCCCCACAGUGGGAAGGUGAGCAAAGAAUUUAGAACUCUCAAUUCUGCUAAACAGUGGUAUUUUGUUACGAAUUGUCCCUUUAACUGAAACCCUCAAUAUUACUGUUUACAUUAUUAGGAAAACAGGGAUAUUUUUGAAUCUAAAAAUUUAAUGUACAGCAUGUGAUUUUUGAAGUUUACAUGUAAAGUCAUUUUACAGUGUAGGUGAAAUAAUGUUUGUCAUAUUUUGAAAUAUCCUGCAGUCAUGUUUUGGAGUGAAUGUUUUACUCAAAUUACAUGGCAGGCAGUCUUUUACAGUAAAAGGAAAAGGGUUGUUUUGUUUCCUCCGGAUGUACAUUUAUCAACCUAAUGAUUUUUUCUUUUAAGAAAAUGUUUAACCCAGAUCUGGUUAUGUAAGUUCAUUGCCCUAAACUGUGCUGUGUCUAGUCAAGUUACAAAUUUCCAACACUGAUCGUGUAUUUACCAACUUUCUGGCAUUUUCUGAAAGGCGUCAAGCUAAAAUAUUAGACUUGCUUAGAGUAGGUUAUCAAGUUAUACACUGUGCUAAAGCUGUGCCUUUGAAAUCCUUUGUUUAAAACGUGAGAUGAUUGUUGUAGGCGGGUUCAGGAAAAGAAAAAAUCCGCCCUUCGGUAAUUAUUUACAACUCAACAAACCCUCCCUGCCGUACUGCCUCUUCCAGUGACUUGACUUCAGGGCUUAUCAAGUCUGCAACUGUGCCCAACACAUGUGAGUUUACUUCGGAAAUCACGAGCUGACGGCAAGUCGGAGCCGUGGGAAGCCAGCAGCAAGGCUGUUCUACAUCUCCUGACUUCACAGAGCUUGGGUAUCCUCAACAGGCGAUGUCGACAGCACUGGGACCUGGUUGUCUAAUCUGUAUUUUCUGUACUUAAGUUAACUGAGAUGGUGAUUUAGGUUUUCCCCCACCACUCAUUCUGGCAUCGAGUUCAGCGUUCUGGACUUUCAGUGUUCUGAAGUUACGUUAUGGUUCCUUUGAUUCAGGAUUACAAAAGUGAGACCCUGAAGUAGAGAGAAGGUACACAUACACUAUUUGACUAACUGUUUCCUUUGUGGCCAAUCUGUUUAUGCUUUUAGAAGUUUACAGAAUGCUUUCUUUUUGUCUGUAACAGUCUCUGCCGUCCCUUUCUGUUGGCCACCUCUUCUGGCAGAGUGAGAAGUUUGCCUUGUAUCUCCUAGAGCUAACAAUACACUCCAGUCAUGAGCCGGGCUUUACAAAAUAAAGCACUUUGAUGACUCACAA
This is a messenger RNA of Vicugna pacos (alpaca), 3220 nucleotides long. NCBI's taxonomy places the organism in Eukaryota, Metazoa, Chordata, Mammalia, Artiodactyla, Camelidae. The record is from RefSeq and is a predicted model, not a curated record.